Messenger RNA from Symbiodinium sp. CCMP2592, 1977 nucleotides. The record is from the annotation of a GenBank genome assembly. NCBI's taxonomy places the organism in Eukaryota, Dinophyceae, Suessiales, Symbiodiniaceae.
AUGAAGGGUUUGCGUAUUGGGAUCGUUGCCGCUGGUCUCCUGACUGGCACACAAGCAGAUGUGCCGCUUGCAAAAGAGUUCGAGGAGUUCGUCGCCAAGUUUGAGAAGACCUACUCCACGGCGUCUGAGCGGGCAGCUCGCUUCGCCACGUUUGCCAAGAACUUCGCCCGCAUCGAGGCGCACAACGCCCAGGGUAAGUCCUUCAAGUUGGGCAUCAACGAGUUUGCAGACCUGGCGCCGGAAGAAUUCGCUACUAGUCACUUCGGCAUGAAGGAAGGAACCCGAGCCUGGUCUGGGUUGCCUUACCUUGGCAGGGACCCGUACAGCGGCGCCGCAUUGCCCUCUGCAGUGGACUGGGUGAGCAAGGGCGCCGUGACUGACCCGAAAGAUCAAGGAAAAUGUGGCUCGUGCUGGUCCUUCUCCACGACCGGAGCUUUGGAAGGUGCAUGGCAGCUCGCCACUGGCAAGCUCGUCUCCUUGAGUGAACAGCAGCUGGUGGACUGCGCUAAGAACGGCAACAUGGGCUGCCAGGGUGGUUCCAUGGAUUUGGCUUUUGAGUACUUGGAGAAGUACAAUGUCUGCACGGAGGACAGCUACCCAUACACGGCCAAGCAGGGAACCUGCAUGGAGACGAAUUGCACGGUCGCGGUGCCGAAGGGCUCCAUUGUUGGUUUCAAGGAUGUCACGCCCCAGGAUACAGACGCCCUUCUGGAAGCCGUGUCCGAGCAGCCAGUGUCUGUCGCCAUCGAAGCAGACCAGGAGGCCUUCCAGCUUUACAGCGGGGGAAUCUUGACGAAGGAGUGUGGCAAGAAGCUGGACCAUGGUGUGCUGGUGGUGGGCUACGGCACUGAGAAUGGCGUGGACUACUGGAAGGUGAAGAACUCUUGGGGAGCCCAGUGGGGAGAAGAUGGCUUUGUGCGCAUUGAGCGAGGGGUGCCCAAAGACGGCGAGUGCGGCAUCAAAGAUCAGCCGUCCUAUCCCAUCGUCCAUGCCCUGAAGAGCAUGGUUGAGUCUCCUGAGAUGAAAGUGGCCACUGCCUUCGCCAAUUUCAUGCACAAGUUUGGCAGGACCUACUCCACGGCGUCUGAGCGGGCAGCUCGCUUCGCCACGUUUGCCAAGAACUUCGCCCGCAUCGAGGCGCACAACGCCCAGGGUAAGUCCUUCAAGUUGGGCAUCAACGAGUUUGCAGACCUGGCGCCGGAAGAAUUCGCUACUAGUCACUUCGGCAUGAAGGAAGGAACCCGAGCCUGGUCUGGGUUGCCUUACCUUGGCAGGGACCCGUACAGCGGCGCCGCAUUGCCCUCUGCAGUGGACUGGGUGAGCAAGGGCGCCGUGACUGACCCGAAAGAUCAAGGAAAAUGUGGCUCGUGCUGGUCCUUCUCCACGACCGGAGCUUUGGAAGGUGCAUGGCAGCUCGCCACUGGCAAGCUCGUCUCCUUGAGUGAACAGCAGCUGGUGGACUGCGCUAAGAACGGCAACAUGGGCUGCCAGGGUGGUUCCAUGGAUUUGGCUUUUGAGUACUUGGAGAAGUACAAUGUCUGCACGGAGGACAGCUACCCAUACACGGCCAAGCAGGGAACCUGCAUGGAGACGAAUUGCACGGUCGCGGUGCCGAAGGGCUCCAUUGUUGGUUUCAAGGAUGUCACGCCCCAGGAUACAGACGCCCUUCUGGAAGCCGUGUCCGAGCAGCCAGUGUCUGUCGCCAUCGAAGCAGACCAGGAGGCCUUCCAGCUUUACAGCGGGGGAAUCUUGACGAAGGAGUGUGGCAAGAAGCUGGACCAUGGUGUGCUGGUGGUGGGCUACGGCACUGAGAAUGGCGUGGACUACUGGAAGGUGAAGAACUCUUGGGGAGCCCAGUGGGGAGAAGAUGGCUUUGUGCGAAUUGAGCGCGGGGUGCCCAAAGACGGCGAGUGCGGCAUCAAAGAUCAGCCGUCCUAUCCCAUCGUAAAGGCUAAAGAGACAGCCAUCGUUGUUUGA